ACUACACAAAAAGGUACAAAAAAACAAAAAACAAGUGAAAGUUCUGCAUCUACACAACAUUUGGAAUGUAUUGCCAGCAGCCAAGACUCAGAUCUUACAAGAUCCACCAAGAAGCUUAAGAUCAGUUACAAUUCCGAUUCUAGUUCCCGUUCUGAUUAUAUCUUAAAAGAUGUCCCUUCUCAGGCAUCUAAAUUCACAGAAGAAGAUAUAGUGGCAUUUAAUGUAACCUUCGAGCCUUUGGAUGAGAAUAACUUCAUAUCUGAUGUUGAAGCCACGAACCUUCCAAGUCAAUACCUUCUCCCAGAAAUCGGUCGUGAUAGUCUUGAAAAGAAAAAAUUCAAUGUUGACAAGCUUAAUACUUCAGACAUAUAUGUAAUGCAGUUUUAUAUGUCUCUACACAGAGUUGUCAAGAAUUUAGGUGUCGAUAUAGGUACAGAGGAAUCUAAGACCGAAACAUUAGUAAGCCUUCUGUUAAAUCACGCAUUUGGAUUCGAUGGAUGGCCAUUUGAUAUUAGUGAUAAGAGAGUGUCAGCAAAUCCUGGUUUUGUAGUGAAUAUGAAAAAAAUUGCUAUUAUAGUCAUAGAG
Messenger RNA from Entrophospora candida, 585 nucleotides. NCBI's taxonomy places the organism in Eukaryota, Fungi, Glomeromycota, Glomeromycetes, Entrophosporales, Entrophosporaceae. The record is from the annotation of a GenBank genome assembly.